AGAACAAAAGGUUGAUAGUCAACGGGGAAACAUGCCCGCCAUAUUUUUGGAAUCAAUCUCUCCACCGUCAUUACCGCCUUCGCCCCCCAAAAAUGGUUCUAACAUUACUCACGAGCUCCGUUAUAUUCCCUUUGAGAGACCAACACGAGCUCCUCCCACCUUGAACAUUUCUCAGCUAACUAACCACUCCCAGAUCUCUGUACUAUAUGAUAAACUAGUAAAUUCGAGUACAUAUGCUUCAAUUCUCGAUUCUUAUAAAUGCCCGAAAUUAGGGAAACAAGUUCAUGCGCAUGUUAUCAGAACUGGGUUCCAUCGCCAUGAGUUUAUACAGACCAAGUUGCUUCAAAUGUAUGCGAGGUGCGGUUGUUUGGAAUAUGCAGAUUUGUUGUUUGAUAAAAUGCCUGUUAGAAACCUGUACUCUUGGUUGGCCAUUCUUACUCUGUAUUUGGAUCAGGGGAUAUUCGAGGAAGCUUUUGCUGUUUUUCAAGAAUUACUAUUUGAAGAUAUUAAAUUUGAAUUCUUUUUGUUUCCUGUAGUCCUAAAUAUAUGUAGUGGUCUUGGCUCAGUAGAAUUAGGAAGGCAAUUACAUGGGAUGGUAAUGAAAUAUGAAUUCUUUUCAAAUAUUUAUGUGGGUAAUGCUUUAAUUGAUAUGUAUGGCAAAUGUGGGAGCUUAUGUGAAGCCAAGAAAGUCUUAGCAAUUAUGCCUCGUGCUGAUAGGGUGUCGUGGAAUUCAGUUAUUACGGCUUGUGCUGCUAAUGGAAUGGUUUAUGAGGCAUUGAAGUUUUUGGAGGAAAUGAAAAAUUCGGAUAAUUCAAUGCCAAAUCUUAUUUCUUGGAGUGCAGUUAUAGGAGGGUUUGCACAGAAUGGUUAUGAUGAGGAAGUCAUAGAGUUGCUAUUCAGAAUGCAAGCAGAAGGGAAUGAACCAAAUGCGCGAACUCUGGCAAGUGUUCUUCCUGCUUGUGCUAGAUUACAAAAGCUCAGCCUUGGUAAAAUAUUACAUGGCUAUAUAAUGAGACAUGGAUUUAUGUCUAACCCUUAUGUUGUGAAUGGACUAGUGGAUAUAUAUCGGAGGUGUGGUAAUAUGGAUAAUGCAUAUAAGAUCUUUUCGAAGUUUUCUAUGAAAAAUGGAGUCUCUUUUAACACGAUGAUUGUUGGUUAUUGUGAAAGUGGUGAUGUCUCCAAGGCAAAGGAGCUCUUUGAUAAUAUGGAGCUUAUAGGGGUAAAAAGGGACUUAAUUUCAUGGAACUCGAUGAUUUCAGGAUAUGCAGAUAACUUCCUGUUUGAUGAAGCUUUGAAUAUGUUUCAGGAUUUGCUAAAAGUAGAAGGGAUACAACCAGAUUCUUUUACGUUAGGGAGUGUUUUGACUGUUUGUGCUGAUAUGGCAUAUUUGAGGCAAGGAAGGCAGAUACAUUCUCAUGCCAUUGUUAAGGGCUUGCAAUCUAAUACCUUUGUUGGUGGAGCUCUGGUAGAAAUGUACUCUAAGUGCGACGACCUACAUGCUGCUCAGAUGGCUUUUGAUGAGGUGAUUGAAAGGGAUACUCCAACAUGGAAUGUUCUGAUAUCUGGUUAUGCCCGUUUCAACCAGAUUGGAAGAAUUCAAAACCUGCUUCAGAAAAUGAGAGAGGAUGGUUAUGAGCCAAACAUAUAUACAUGGAAUGGCAUUCUUGCAGCUUAUGUCGAAAAUGGCCACCUAGACAUAGCUAUGCAGUUAUUCUACGAAAUUCAGACUUCAAAUACUAGGCCUGAUAUUUACACGGUCGGAAUUAUUCUAGCUGCUUGCUCAAAAUUGGCCACACUUGAGCGAGGGAAACAAGUUCAUGCACACUCAAUCCGAUGGAGUUAUGAGUCCAAUGUACAUAUAGGAGCAGCCCUUUUGGAUAUGUAUGCAAAAUGUGGAAGUAUAAGGUACGCUCAGUUGGUUUAUAACAGGAUCUCAUACCCUAAUUUGGUGUGCCACAAUGCUAUGCUUACUGCAUAUGCAAUGCAUGGACAUGGAGAAGAGGGAAUAGCCCUGUUUCGAAGAAUGCUGGCUGCUGGUCUCCAACCAGACCAUGUGACUUUCCUAUCUGUUCUUUCUUCAUGUGUUCAUGCUGGAUCAGUUGAGACAGGCUAUGACUUCUUCAAUUUGAUGGGAUUUUAUACUGUGAAACCUGCAUUAAAGCACUAUACUUCAAUGGUCGAUCUCCUCAGCCGUUCAGGACAGCUCCAUGAAGCUUACGAGCUUAUUAAGAAAAUGCCAAUGGAACCUGACUCAGUUUUGUGGGGUGCUUUACUUGGUGGAUGUGUUAUUCAUGGUAACGUUGAGCUGGGUCAAAUAGCAGCAGAGAAGCUCAUAGAGUUGGAACCAAAUAACACUGGGAAUUAUGUCUUAUUGGGUAAUUUGUAUGCUUAUGCAAGGAGAUGGUCUGAUCUAGCAACAAUAAGACAGAUGGUUAAGGAUAGAGGAUUGCACAAGAGCCCUGGAUGUAGUUGGGUUGAGGACAAGGAGGAAAUCCAUUCCUUUGUUGCUUGGGAUAGAACCCAUAAGAGAACAGAAGAGAUUUACACUACUUUAAAUAACUUAACCUUCCACAUGAAAACAAGGACUGUAGCUUACUAGCUCUAGAUUAAACAUGCCAGUAGUGAAUACUUGGUUUGUAUUAUUUUGUACACAAGAUCGCAUUUACCCAUUAUUUGGUAUGGAUGAAUUUGAAAAAUAUAAUCCACAAAAUUGAAUUG
This is a messenger RNA of Jatropha curcas, 2718 nucleotides long. RefSeq names its product pentatricopeptide repeat-containing protein At5g39350. The record is from RefSeq and is a predicted model, not a curated record. Gene Ontology annotation, biological process: RNA modification. Gene Ontology annotation, molecular function: protein binding; RNA binding. NCBI's taxonomy places the organism in Eukaryota, Viridiplantae, Streptophyta, Magnoliopsida, Malpighiales, Euphorbiaceae.